Molecule: messenger RNA, 3038 nt
Organism: Anneissia japonica
Lineage: Eukaryota; Metazoa; Echinodermata; Crinoidea; Comatulida; Comatulidae
Exons: 14
Coding region: 243-2360 (705 amino acids)
Source: RefSeq, a predicted model, not a curated record
AUGUAAGAAUAUUUUUUACUAUUAGACCUAUACAUAAUAACUGAGAAAAACAUAUCAACAAAAAUAAUUUCUGGUUGACCUGACCUGACGUGAUUUUUGUAAAGCUAAAGUUAUAUGGUCAUCCUGAUUUAGACCGUUCUUUCACCCACACAACCAUUGAUGAUACCGUCACGUUAAUUUUACUCUGACUACCGUUGUUUGAUUGUAGGAACUUAUAUCUCGUCGCCUACGUUGAUGCCAUCAUGGACUGUAAAACUCUGGUUUUGGCCGUUGUCAUGAUGUAUAUUGUCAAUGGUAGCAAUGCAUUGCUGUGUUACAACUGUGCACAAAUUCAAGAUCCGACCUGUGGACAAACUCUAUCGGAUACGAGUAGUAUUCCUCAGAUUACCUGCUCAGGGACAUGUAUGUUGUUAAAAGGUUUCAUGCCUAUAGGAAACACCGUCAUGGAAAUGUACACCAGGUCUUGUGAACAACACUGCAUUGACACGUGUAUAAAUAUGACAGACGUGCCAGGCUUGACCGUUUGUAGCAAGUGCUGCACAACUGAUCUCUGCAAUAUCCAUUAUGUCGAAACUGCACAGACAGGCGAUGGAGAAACAGACUUACAUGUACAACCAGAAGGUGAUACACAAUCAGAGGCUACUGCAAAACCAGAUGGUGAUCCACUACCAGGUGAUGCACAACCAGAAGGAGAUGCACAACCAGAAAGCGACGCACAACCAGAAGAUGAUAGCAAUGCAUUGCUGUGUUACAACUGUACACAGGCUCAAGAUCCGACCUGCGGACAAACGCUAUCGGACACGAGUAGUAUUCCCCAGGCUACCUGCUCAGGAAUAUGUAUGUUAUCAAAAACCACUAUGCCUAAAGGAGACGCAGUCAUAGAAAUUUAUACCAGGUCUUGUGAACAAUUCUGCCUUGACACUUGUAUAGAUAUUCCGGACGUGACAGGCAUGACCAUAUGUAGCGAGUGCUGCACAACUGAUCUAUGCAAUAGCAAUUAUGUCAAAACUGCACAGCCAGGCGAAGUAGAACCAGAAGGUGAUGCACAACCAGGUGAUGCACAACCAGAUGGCGACGCAAAACCAGAAGGUGGUACCAAUGCAUUGAUGUGUUACAACUGUACACAGGCUCAAGAUCCGACAUGCGGACAAACGCUAUCGGAUACUACUAGUAUUCCUCAUGCUACCUGCUCGGGGAUAUGUAUGUUGUCAAAAAUUACCUUGCCGAUAGAAGACACCGUAGUGGAAAUGUAUUCCAGGUCUUGUGAACAAUUCUGCCUUGACACUUGUAUAGAUAUUCCAGACGUGUUAGGCAUGACCGUAUGUACCAUGUGCUGCACAACUGAUCUCUGCAAUAGCAAUUAUGCUGAAACUGCACAGACGAGCGACGUGCAACCAGAAGGUGAUGUACAACUAGAAGGUGAUGUACAACCGGCCAACGGUAAGCAACCAGAAGAUGGUAACAAUGCAUUGCUGUGUUACAACUGUACACAGGCUCAAGAUCCGACCUGCAGACAAACGCUAUCGGACACGAGUAGUAUUCCUCAGGCUAUCUGCUCAGGAAUAUGUAUGUUGUCAAAAACGGCUUUGACGAUAGGAGACACUGUAAUGGAAAUGUAUACCAGGUCUUGUGAACAAUUCUGCCUUGAAACUUGUAUAGAUAUUCCGGACAUGAUGAACAUGACCGUAUGUAGCAAGUGCUGCACAACUGAUCUCUGCAAUAGCAAUUAUGUCGAAACUGUACAAACAGACGAUAGAGAAAUUGACGGUGAUGCACAACCAGAAGGCGAUGCACAACCAGAAGGUGAUGCACAACCAGAAGAUACUGCACAACCAGAUGGCGACGCAAAACUAGGAGGCAAGUAUGAUGGUGGCUAUAGCAGUGAAUUGAUGUGUUACAACUGUACACAGUUUUUAGAUCCGACAUGCGGACAAACACUAUCGGAUACUAGCAGUAUUUCUCAGGAUACCUGCUCAGGAAUAUGUAUGUUAUCAAAAACAACUAUUCCUAAAAGAGACACAGUCAUAGAAAUGUACACCAGGUCCUGUGAACAAUACUGCAUUGACACUUGUAUGGAUAUUCCGGACGUGAGAGGCAUGACCAUAUGUAGCAAGUGCUGCACAACUGAUCUCUGCAACAACAAUUAUGAAAACACUGCGCAGACAGGCGAUGUACUACUAGACGGUGGUGCUCAACCAGUUGACAGUACUCAACCAGAGGGCGGCACGCAACAAAAACCUGAUCAUGGUGUCACGGCAUACCCGGUCAGUGAUAUGGUAACUAAAUCUAGCGCCAUCAACUUUGUCGUAAAUUUGGCGACAAUUUUUUUUACAGGUCUUCUAAGUGUAAUUAUUUUUUAGAAAUCCAAAUCUGUAGUACAGUUAUCUAAUAACUAGUAUUGGUUUAAUUACGACAGUUUUAUUUUUCUAUUUAUCAACUUCAGCUUUACUUUAAUUGUAACUGAAAGACAUUGAUAUUUGUUGAUGGUAUAUAGUGUCAUUCGGUUAAACAUUUUACGACAUCAGUGAUGUUAGAUAAAUCAAAGUCUAAUAAAUACUAUCAGACUAUGAUCAGUAAAUAUAAUCAGUAACAACUUUUUAGGAUGAUAAAUAAGCUCACAAAUGAAGCCUAAAUACUUUUUUGUGUGUCUGAUUUGGAGCUCUGAAUGGUUGUCUACAAAUUUUCAUCUCCAGCGUCCUCUAUCACUUCACAUCUGAUCAUAUCACAUCUUACAUUAUCACCCCAAAAAUUUGAAUUAAUUAGGAUUAGUUAAAAUAGAUUUCGUAUGUAAUUCAGGACGUUGGCUACGUUUUCUGGAUUAAAAGGUACAAAAAUUUAUGUUCAACACGGUGUGAUCUUAUAAAUUUAGAAAAUAAUUGAUCUUAAAAGCAUUCUACUUUACUAUAAUGAACACAAAUAUAGAUUGCUAUAAUAUAACAAAUAACUAUAUACUAUUCAUUAAAAAAAUAUAUUAAUUUUACCAUUAUUUUUCGUGUGAUUUAUUAACCAAUUAGAUAUUGAUAUUGAUAUAUAUAUAU